Molecule: messenger RNA, 1401 nt
Organism: Linnemannia hyalina
Lineage: Eukaryota; Fungi; Mortierellomycota; Mortierellomycetes; Mortierellales; Mortierellaceae
Source: the annotation of a GenBank genome assembly
AUGGCAGCGAAUACGGCAAAGAAGAACGAGGACGUUGGCAAUAAGGUUGUUGGUGCGUUAGAUGCACUUACCUUGACGUCGGGACGAGAUGAGGGAGCAGGCAUGGACGUUGAUGUUGACAUGCAGGAGACUGUUGGCUCUGACUUUAUGGAUGCCCAUGCAGCCAGAGGAAAGAUGAAGGAGUAUUCGAUGCAACUGGCGACGUUGACGAGACAGAAGAUGCAGUUAGCCGCGCGCAUCCAAGGGUUGAGCCAAGAGGAGGGCGACCAGGAGCGACCAAAGUUGGCGGAACUAACACGUCAGAUCGCUGAGGCCAAGACCGCGAUGAACGAGUGGAAUGUCAUGCUGGAUGACCUAGAGAGUGCUGAGAGGUCCAUGGGGAGGACGGCAUUCUCUAGUGUUGUGACCAGAGAGGAGAAUGAGGAGUUGGGGGUUAAGAAGGGUGGAAAGAUUGACGAGAUCAAGUUGUCGAAUGAGUUUCCGCGUUACCAUCGGUUGGUCGAGGCUCAUCUGCUUCCUGUUCUUGACAUCAAGAUCCACGGUCCCUUGAUUACCAACGUCCGAGAGUUCCUGUACGAAUUCCAUAGAAUAGGAGUAACAAAGUUCACGACGGGCGGGUUCGAUGAGAGAUGUUCAAGGUUGUUGUGCUUGGCGAAUAUGGAUCGCAAAGCGUCUGAUGCCAUGAAUGCAGUCUUGAGUCGUGACCCUGAAGGAAAGUGGCCGUGGGCGAGAUGCGAGAAAGUGUUUGUGGAGAGUGCUAUGACGCAGACUGAGAGAACAGAUGAGGUUGAGAAGGUGAUCAAGAUGGGAUUAGAACGAGGUGAAUCGUACAAGCAGUACUACCAUCGGAUGAAGAGGUUGAUGGAUGUGUACCAAGUCAAGGACUUACCCAAGUUCGCUGAUUUCGCAUUGCAGGUCCUUGAGGGGAUGCUGGGUGUGGCACCUGAUGAAACAACCUUCGAGUCUUAUAUGGACAGUUUGCAGCAUAUGCAGGGACCCGCAGACAGUGAUGAGUGGGCACCGGUUAUUUUGGAGAGGAGACGAUUGACCGGGGCUGCAGAUAACGAAGCAGCGAGGCAGGCCCAGAGUUUAAAGGAUAAGCUCAUCAACCAGCAGAAGAGGGCAGCGGCAGCAGCAACGCUUGCGACGACAAGUGGAACGCGUGUCGGGGGGACUACUGGUGGUAGCAUCAACCAAGUUCCUACAGCGGGUGACAGUUCGGUCCAGAAGGGGAAUGCUGGAUUCGGCGGUCAACGUGGCGCCUUCGGUAAUGGUAGUGGUUCUGGUGCGCCUAGAGGUCGAGGAGGCAGUCAUGGUCGUGGAGGUUACAAGAGGAACUUCAACCGUGGACACCAUCCUUAUCCUGGCAGAGGAAACAGCAAUGGUGGAAACAAGCAGUGA